AGAGAUCCCACUCCUACUAAGACGGGCUUCGUUGGGCCUGAUGGGCUGUCCAGAGAUGAACGAGCGCAAAAUUGGAGCCCACUUCAGCUAUGGUCUUUUGGGCCUUGAAACUGUUUGACCGACCAAUUCUCGAUGAUACCUGUUAAACUGCAACAGAACCCAAACCUCGCCGAUUUUCGCUCCCCUCGGAGGUCGGAGCUCCUCACCGCGCGCGUACGCCGCCGCUGCUCACCUCACCUCAGCGAACCCUAACCCCGGUGGUCCGCCGCUUCGAGCGGGACCCUAGGCGUCGCCGGAGCCCCCGCGGUCGGGGCGAGCGGCGGAGGAACCCGGAAAGCGUUUUCCCCUCCCCUCCCCUUACCGGGGGAGGGAGAAACUAGCGGAGGCGGCGAAUCAGGUCAGAGGAGGGCACGAUGAGGAUCAUGAUCAAGGGAGGCGUGUGGAAGAACACGGAGGACGAGAUCCUCAAGGCGGCUGUGAUGAAGUACGGCAAGAACCAGUGGGCGCGCAUCUCGUCGCUGCUCGUCCGCAAGUCCGCCAAGCAGUGCAAGGCCCGCUGGUACGAGUGGCUCGAUCCGUCCAUCAAGAAGACCGAGUGGACAAGGGAAGAGGAUGAGAAGUUACUUCAUCUAGCUAAACUCAUGCCUACUCAGUGGAGGACAAUUGCACCUAUUGUAGGUCGAACACCAUCUCAGUGUCUUGAACGUUAUGAAAAACUGCUUGAUGCUGCAUGUGCAAAGGAUGAAAAUUAUGAGGCUAAUGAUGAUCCUAGGAAGCUGCGGCCUGGCGAGAUUGACCCAAACCCUGAGUCAAAGCCUGCACGUCCUGAUCCUGUUGAUAUGGAUGAAGAUGAAAAAGAAAUGCUUUCUGAGGCUAGGGCCCGCUUAGCUAACACUAGGGGUAAAAAGGCCAAACGAAAGGCAAGGGAGAAACAACUUGAAGAGGCAAGACGGCUUGCCUCACUACAAAAAAGGAGAGAAUUGAAGGCGGCUGGUAUUGAUACACGCCACAGAAAAAGAAAGAGAAAGGGGAUUGACUACAAUGCUGAGAUCCCAUUUGAAAAGAGACCACCUUCAGGUUUUUAUGAUACUGUUGGUGAAGACAGGCCACUUGAACAUGUACAGUUUCCAACGACCAUUGAGGAGCUUGAAGGGAAGAGAAGAGCAGAUAUAGAGGCACAAUUAAGAAAACAAGAUAUCGCCAGGAACAAGAUCCUGCAGCGACAGGAUGCCCCUGCUGCUAUAAUGCAAGCAAAUAAACUAAAUGAUCCAGAAGCUGUCACAAAGAGGUCAAAGCUGAUGCUGCCGCCUCCCCAAAUUUCUGACCAUGAGUUAGAGGAGAUAGCGAAGAUGGGCAAUGCUGGUGAUCCUGCUUUAGCUGAUGAGCUUGGUGAAGGAAGUGCUGCCACAAGAACCUUGCUUGCCAGCUAUUCUCAGACUCCAAGGCUUGGUAUGACACCAUUGCGAACUCCACAGCGAACUCCAGCUGGGAAGGGUGAUGCAAUUAUGAUGGAGGCAGAAAAUCUUGCACGUCUUAGAGAAUCACAGACACCUCUAUUAGGAGGUGACAACCCAGAGCUUCAUCCAUCAGAUUUCUCUGGUGUUACACCACGUAAGAAGGAGAUACAGACUCCAAAUCCAAUGGCAACACCUUUGGCAAGCCCUGGCCCUGGUAUUACUCCAAGGAUUGGUAUGACACCAUCCAGAGAGGGGCACAGCUUUGGUUUAACACCAAGGGGAACUCCUUUCCGUGAUGAACUUCGCAUAAAUGAAGAGGUGGAAAUGCAGGACAGCACUAAACUUGAGCUUCGUAGGCAAGCUGAACUGAAGAAAAGCCUGCGAUCUGGUUUUGCUUCUAUUCCACAGCCAAAGAAUGAGUACCAGAUAGUCAUGCCACCUAUUACGGAGGAUGAGAAAGAAGAAGCUGAAGAGAAAAUUGAAGAGGACAUGUCAGACAGACUGGCACGAGAAAGGGCUGAGGAACAGGCUAGGCAUGAGGUGUUGCUCAGAAAGAGAUCCAAAGUGUUGCAGAGGAGUCUGCCUAGGCCACCGGCUGCUUCAGUAGAGAUUAUCUGGCAAUCUCUUAUUAGAAGUGGAGAAAGCAGAAGCAGAAGCACCUUUGUGCCUCCUACUUCGCUUGAACAAGCUGAUGAACUAAUAAAUGAGGAGCUCUUUAGGCUUCUUGAGCAUGAUAAUGCAAAAUAUCCUCUUGAUGAAAAAACUCAAAAAGAGAAAAAGAAAGGAAGCAAGCGUCAGCAAAAUGGAGGACCUCUUGUCCCUGAAAUUGAGGAUUUUGAUGAAGAUGAACUUAAAGAGGCUAGUUCUAUGGUUGAAGAGGAGAUUCAAUACCUUCGAGUGGCCAUGGGUCAUGAAAAUGAAUCGUUUGAGGACUUCGUGAAAGCACAUGAUGCAUGCCAAGAGGACCUUAUGUUUUUUCCUACCAACAAUAGCUAUGGUUUAGCUAGUGUUUCUGGAAAUGCUGAUAAGGUUUCUGCUUUGCAAAAUGAGUUUGAAACUGUGAAGAAGCGAAUGGAUGAUGAAGCAAAAAAGGCUUCUCGGCUUGAGCAGAAGAUUAAGCUGCUGACACAAGGAUAUCAGGUAAGGUCUGGAAAACUGUGGUCACAGGUCCAAGAUACAUUUAAGCAGAUGGACACUGCUGCAACAGAACUCGGAUGCUUCCAAGAGCUGCAGAAACAGGAACAUCUUGCCGCUUCAUACCGAAUCCUAAAUUUGACUGAAGAAGUGAAUAAGCAGAAAGCACUAGAAAGGACCCUCCAGAGCCGCUAUGGUGAGCUUGUUUCUGGUUUCCAGAGGAUCGAAGAACAGCUUGAGGAGCACAAGAAGCAACUCAAGGUACAGGAGGCGAUAGAAGCUGAAAACCGUGCUCAGGAAGAGGAAGUUGCGGCACCAAACCAUGCUGCUGAGGAAGAGGAUGAAAGGAAGCCUCCCAGCUUUGAAGAGAAAUCACAGCAGACAAGUAGAGCUACUGAUGAAGAAGCUGCAGGAAGCAAAGGAACCACCGAGGAUCAGAUGGAUGUGAACAGCGGGAAUGGAGACGGUGGAGUCGUAGGCCCUAUCCCACCAACACCAAACACUGAAGGGGAUGACGAUGAAGUAUCAAUUCAGGAGAGCGCUUCUAACACUCAGAGUAGUGACUGUACCUCCACUAAGGAUGGGGCAGACAAGAUCGAUCAAGCCAAGUUAGAAGGUCAGGAUAAAUCAGAUGACAGUAUGGCUGUUGAUGCUGGCCCUCGUGAAGAGAGCAAGGAUGAACUUGUACCUGUUGGUGCCAGCAUAAGUGAAGAAAACACAAUGGUACCUUCGGAUCAAGCUGUCUCAAAGGAGGAUGAAGGCAUGGCUCCUUAAUGAAAUAUUGUUUGUUGACUAUACUCCAGCAACACUACUCUAAGGUCGCUUCUUCCAUCUUCCAUCCACGGAUGGUUACACGACACCAGCCACAUUGUACAAGGUGGCAAGUAGUACAAGAUGCACAAUUUUCACCCCGUGUCCUUCAAUUAAUAUCUUUUAACUCGAUGUUGGACACUUACUGUUGGCAGAGACCAGAGAGCCUGCACAUGCGAUCUGUUGUUCAUCUGUUGCCGCCUCUCGGCUGGAUCGGCAGUGAGAAAAGGCACUGAAACGGACCUGCUUGCUAGCUCCCGGACGUCCGUUCCGGGGCGCUAGCAUUGGACGACGCCCGCCUCCCACCA
This is a messenger RNA of Sorghum bicolor (sorghum), 3709 nucleotides long. Its product is annotated as cell division cycle 5-like protein. The record is from RefSeq and is a predicted model, not a curated record. The coding region runs from base 414 to 3365 and encodes 983 amino acids. Gene Ontology annotation, cellular component: Prp19 complex; spliceosomal complex. Gene Ontology annotation, biological process: mRNA splicing, via spliceosome. NCBI's taxonomy places the organism in Eukaryota, Viridiplantae, Streptophyta, Magnoliopsida, Poales, Poaceae. The transcript has 4 exons.